This is a messenger RNA of Triplophysa rosa, 3324 nucleotides long. It is a transcript of the gene snx14, whose product is annotated as sorting nexin 14. Gene Ontology annotation, biological process: autophagosome maturation. The coding region runs from base 133 to 2961 and encodes 942 amino acids. Lineage: Eukaryota; Metazoa; Chordata; Actinopteri; Cypriniformes; Nemacheilidae. Gene Ontology annotation, cellular component: late endosome. The transcript is spliced from 30 exons. The record is from RefSeq and is a predicted model, not a curated record. Gene Ontology annotation, molecular function: phosphatidylinositol-3,5-bisphosphate binding.
GCGAGCACGUGAUGCUAAACCAGGAAGAGAAGCUAGGGCUGCUGAGAUCUUGUUCAAUAUUUAGAUUUUAAUCGAUAUGUGUGUCGUGAUGAUGAUGUGUUGUUGAUAUGAUUCAUACAUGACCUGUGAGGCAUGAUGUGGGGCUCUCGCUUCUUUGCGGGGGGUGUGAGGAGAGUCCUGAGGCUGGAUGUGUUUAAAGACAUGGCUCGCCAGUAUCCCUUCAUCUUCUGUAUCUUUACUGUCAUGAUCUCCUCCACCAUCGUACUCAACCAAUAUCUCCACAUUCUGAUGAUAUUCUGGUCUUUUCUGGCUGGAGUCAUCACAUUCUACUGCUCUCUCAGCCCUGAAUACCUGCUGCCCAACAUAUUCAUCUCAACAAGAGCCAAGAGGAGACCUCAGGAGCAGCAGGAGUUGUUUCCUCUGGGUCACAGUUGUGCCGUAUGUGGGAAACAUCAAUGCAAACGUCACAGACCGACUCUUCUCCUGGAGAACUAUCAGCCGUGGCUGGAUCUGAAGGUGCCGUCUAAAGUGGAUGCCAGCGUCUCAGAGGUUCUGGAGUUAGUUCUGGAGAACUUCGUGUACCCGUGGUACAGAGAUAUAACAGAUGAUGAGGCGUGUGUGGAUGAACUGAGACAGACGAUCCGUUUCUUUGCCGCCGUUCUGGCUCACCGAACACAAAAGGUGGAUGUUCCUUCAGUUGUGAUGGGCAAAAUGAUGAGAGCUGCUAUGAAGCACAUCGAGAUCAUUGCUAAAGCACAACAGAAAGUGAAGAAUUCAGAAGGUCUCCAGCAGGCGGCUCUAUUGGAGUACGGUGCAGAUUUACAUGUGGCUCUGCGAAGCCGCAAAGAUGAACUUCUGUACCUGAGGAAACUGACAGAGCUGCUGUUUUCAUACGUCAUGCCUCCUAAAGCCACAGACUGCAGAUCUUUGGCUCUGCUGAUUCGGGAGGUCAUGACAGGGUCGGUUUUUCUCCCAAUAAUGGACUAUGUGGCCGAUCCAGACACAGUGAAUCACAUGAUCCUCAUCUUCAUCGAUGACACUCCUCCCGAGCCGUUGACGGACCCCGUGUCUGCGCAGGUGUCAUUCCUGCAGAAGUUUGCAGACACCCGCAACAAGAAAACCUCGGUGUUGAAGUUGGACCUGAAGGAGAUCAGAGAUCAGCAGGACCUGUUGUUUCGCUUCAUGAGUUUUCUGAAAGAGGAGGGAGCCGUUCACGUCCUGCAGUUCUGUCUGACCGUAGAGGAGUUUAAUGACAGGAUCCUGCAUCCUGAUCUGAGCGACGCAGAGAUGCAGCGUUUGCAUGAAGAGGUGCAGAAGAUCUAUGAGACGUACUGUCUGGACGAGAGCGUCGACAAGAUCAGCUUUGAUCCGUUCAUCAUCGAAGAGAUCCACAACAUCGCUCAGGGGCCGUACGCAGGCGUGGUGAAGCUGCAGACGAUGCGCUGUCUGUUUGAAGCCUACGAGCAUGUGCUCUCUCUCCUGGAGAACGUCUUCACACCCAUGUUCUGUCACAGCGAUGAGUAUUUCAGACACCUGCUGUGGGGUGCAGAAUCUCCCGCUCGAAAUUCAAAGCUGAGCAGGAAUUUGAGUAUGGAUGAUUUAAGGAACACAUCGAAGCGCGGCGAGUCGUUUGGCAUCGGUCGUAUCGGCAGUAAGAUUAAGGGCGUGUUCAAGAGCAGCGCCAUGGAAGGAGCUCUGCUGCCACAAUACGCCAUGAUCGAGGGAGAAGACGACACCGUGGAGGAGGCAGCGGUGGUGUUGGAGGACGACUCUCCAGGGCCCGCGGAGAACGCCGGGACACCGGGAACACUGCGGAACCUCUCCGCUUGGACCAUCUCCAUCCCUUACGUGGACUUUUAUGAAGAUGAAGUUAAGAAAGAACGCAUACCGGUCUUCUACAUCGAGGUGGAACGACACGACAGAAAGAACGUGGGUCAUGAGAUGGAGAGCUGGUUUGUGUACAGAAGAUAUCUGGAGUUUUACGUGCUGGAGUCCAAACUCACAGAGUUUCAUGGUUCAUUCCAGGACGCACAGCUGCCUUCCAAAAGAAUCAUUGGACCAAAGAAUUAUGAAUUCUUAACCUCCAAACGCGUUGAAUUUCAGGAAUAUUUACAGAACCUGCUGCUUCAUCCGGAGCUGAGUAACAGUCAACUGCUGGCCGACUUUCUGUCUCCACACAGCAUGGAGUCUCAGUUUUUAGACCGGGCUCGCUCCGAUGUUAACCUGGGGAAGAUUUUUAAGUCUGUUCCAGGGAAACUUAUUAAAGAGAAAGGACAGAACCUGGAGCCGUUCAUUCAGUCCUUCUUCAGCUCGUGUGAAUCUCCCAAACCCAAACCCAGCAGACCCGAGCUCACCAUCCUCAGACCCACCGCAGAAAACGACAAGAAGCUGUUCAACGAGUUAUACGGAAACAAUGCCAAUCUGCCCGAGGGCCUGGAGAGAAAACACAACCAGAAUUAUUUCAUGGAGCUGAUGGAGGUGGACGGAGCGUAUGACUACAUCAUGUACAUAGGCCGUGUGAUAUUCCACAUGCCGGACUGGCUGCAUCACAUUCUGAGCGCGGGUCGUAUUCUCCUGAAGAGAACUCUAGAGGCGUACGUGGAACAUUAUUUCCACUUUAAACUCGAGCAGAUCAUGCAAGAAAAUCGCCUCGUGUCUCUCAUCACUCUCCUGCGAGAUGCAGUUUUCUGUGAGAGCACGGAGGAACGUUCUCCUGGAGACAAACAGAAACGAGCCAAGCAGACCUUUGAAGAGAUGAUGAACUACCUGCCAGAUGCAGUGGGGAAGUGUAUCAGUGAAGAAGCGAAGUAUGAGGGUGUGAAGUUGCUCUUCAGUGCCGUUCAGCAGCCGCUGCUCAAUAAACAGGUGACGUACGUGUUACUGGACAUCGCCGUUCAGGAGCUCUUUCCAGAGCUCUGUAAGGAGAAUCAAAAAGAUCAGGUCUCCAGCAGAUGGAUGUGAGACACAUGUGAAGAGAGCUAACGUCACAACACAUUAGAUCUGACUAGUAAAAUUCAACUAUUUAUUCAUUGUAAUGAGGUCGUAUUUCAUGUUUGAUGGAGUCAAACGAUUGGAGUCCUCCGCUGUAACAGUGCAGUAAGACAUGAGGAGACCUUAGGUUGGGUAGAACAGCAUUUAUUAAACACACAACAGAGAUCUAAAGUGUCAGAGACAUCGUCCUUUCAGACAUGUACGGAAAGUAAACCCCUUAAAACACAUGAAACAUUGUGCUACAUUUGAUGUGAUUUCAUAACAGUAAGAGACCCGUGCAAACCUCUUUUGUAAAUGUACUGGCUUUAGGAAAUAAAAGUCUUAAUAUAUCUG